UCUUCCAUUUUGUUUUUUUUUUUUGUAGUAGCUUUAUGUCUCAUCUAAGCACACCUCAGCGUCACCUAUUCGAACCUUUCAUAUCACCACAAAUAACAUUUUACACUUCACCACAACAACAACAACGACAUUUAGCACCACGUCAGGCUCAGGCUUCACAACUACAAGAACAGCAACAACAAAAUUACAUUUGGCCCAAUUUAAUUAAUCCUUUAACUUUUAAUACGCCAUUUGAUAGUUUUGAACCUGAAGCUGAAUUUGUACCCUUGGAAGCUCAACAACAGCAAAAUCAACAGAGUCGUAAUAAUAAUAAUGAGGAGAAACCCUUUGCAGAAGUUGAUGUCGUGACUAGUGAGGUAAAUGGUGAUGGUGGCCAACAUCAACCGGGCUUGUUUUUCCAGCAAGCUUUCCCUUUCUUUGGCAAUAAUUUGUUUAAUACUUUUGGCGGUUUCGGAAUUGGUACCCAACAGGAACCUUGGUGGAAGGGGUAAGUCGAAUGUUUAUCUUUUUAUUAGUUUUUUUUUAUA
This is a messenger RNA of Lucilia cuprina (Australian sheep blowfly), 527 nucleotides long. RefSeq lists its product as uncharacterized. The transcript is spliced from 2 exons. The record is from RefSeq and is a predicted model, not a curated record. The coding region runs from base 36 to 491 and encodes 151 amino acids. NCBI's taxonomy places the organism in Eukaryota, Metazoa, Arthropoda, Insecta, Diptera, Calliphoridae.